Staurois parvus is the source of this 842-nucleotide messenger RNA. The record is from the annotation of a GenBank genome assembly. Lineage: Eukaryota; Metazoa; Chordata; Amphibia; Anura; Ranidae.
AUGGUGGGAGUGAAAGUGAUCGGAGGAGAUGGAGAGUUCCAACCCGAGCUGAGCGCCGCCGGGUCCAGACUGAGUGUGGUCAAAUUUACCAUGAGAGGGUGUGCUCCAUGUGUGAGGAUAGCACCGGUGUUCACAUCACUUAGUAAUAAGUAUCCACAAGCCGUCUUUCUGGAAGUGGACGUACAUCAGUGCCAAGGAACCGCUGCUGCCAACAAUAUAUCGGCAACCCCCACGUUUUUAUUCUUCAGAAAUAAAGUAAAAAUUGAUCAGUACCAAGGUGCAGAUGCUGCUGGUUUAGGAAGAAAAAAUCAAACAGCACCUGGAGAAUGAUCCAGGGAACAAUGAAGACACGGAUAUUUCCCAAAGGAUACAUGGAUUUAAUGCCAUUCGUAAACAAAGCUGGUUGUGAAUGUCUUAAUGAAAGUGAUGACAAUGAGUUUGAAAACUGCUUAAAGAAAGACCCAACAUACCUUGAAUCAGACUGCGAUGAACAGCUCCUGAUCACUGUGGCUUUCAACCAGCCGGUUAAAUUGUAUUCUAUGAAGCUUCAGGGUCCUGACAAUGGGCAGGGUCCAAAGUAUGUAAAAAUAUUCACAAACCUCCCACGAUCCAUGGAUUUUGAUGAAGCAAUGAGAAGUGAACCUACUCAAGCUCUGGAAUUGACAGCAGAUGACAUAAAAGAGGAUAGCAUCAUACAGCUACGUUAUGUUAAGUUUCAGAAUGUAAAUAGUGUAACGCUAUUUGUCCAGUCCAAUCAGGGUGAUGAGGAGACAACCAGAAUCACAUACUUUACUUUUAUCGGGACUCCGGUACAGGCAACAAAUAUGAACGACUUCAAGAGG